AUCGUGUGUAAGCAACUUUUUGUCCUUGCAUAAAUAUUCCUAAUUUAUUUUGUAAAAAUUUUGACUGAUACUAGUUAAUUUUAUCAACUAGAGACCGUUUUAUAUCAAUGGAAAAGAAAUUGAAAAAGAGUUCUUUCAAAAAAUGGACGAUGCAGAAAACAAUCUCAACAAAGAGCACAUAAAUGUUGCAUUUGAAAUGCUAAAUUGUAAGAGGGUUGAGCAAGGUGCUUGGUUCCGCAACAACAAUCUUCCAGCAGCAUGCUUUGUACCAGUCAAAUUCUUAGAAGUGGUUGGGUACGCUUAUGAAUCUGUCAGGAAGCCACAUAAGAAAAAACAAACGUUAUUGGAGGGCUGUGUAGGCGAACUUGUGAAAGGUUUAAUACAUCCAAAGAAGGUAUGGCUGGAAGAUGUUGAUGUUAUAUAUGGUGUCAUUGAAGAUAAGUUGAGCUAUCACUAUAUUGGGGUGGAGAUACAAUUGAUGGACAACACAAUCACACUCUUCCAUUGUGGUCUUCCAAAAGCAAAUAUCAAACGUGCUCUUAAUCAAAUCCAAGAACUGGCAGUGUUGAUUAGUGCCAUAAAGAUGGAACUUCUUGGUGAAGAGGUUAAUUUCGAAGAUAUCAGUCCAUUUGAAGUUAAGUUUGCAGAAGGGCUUCCAAAGACAAAAUUUCCAUACAACUGUGGUAUUUUUGUUGUGAAGAUGCUGGAAUGCAGGUCACUGGGAUUGAAGAGCAUGGCUAAUAUAAAUGAUGAAACUGCGAUGGACUUACGAAGCAAGCUAUGUUGUGAGAUCUUCGACCAGUGUAUGGAUAAAGAUUUCCAGGAAGGUCAAAGGAAGUGAAAAUGUCAUAUUUGUUCUGUUUUCUACUCUGUUUUUCUACUUUGAUAUUAAUUAUCCCUAACGUUUAAGUUUAAGUUUGUAAUGAAUUAUCCCUAACGUUUUUUUCAUUUAGAUUGUUAUUGAAAAAUUUUUAGGAUGUA
Molecule: messenger RNA, 981 nt
Organism: Brassica napus (rape)
Lineage: Eukaryota; Viridiplantae; Streptophyta; Magnoliopsida; Brassicales; Brassicaceae
Exons: 3
Coding region: 143-841 (232 amino acids)
Biological process (GO): proteolysis
Molecular function (GO): cysteine-type peptidase activity
Source: RefSeq, a predicted model, not a curated record